This is a messenger RNA of Gaeumannomyces tritici R3-111a-1, 4347 nucleotides long. Its product is annotated as PLK protein kinase. The coding region runs from base 365 to 3466 and encodes 1033 amino acids. The transcript is spliced from 2 exons. Gene Ontology annotation, biological process: regulation of protein localization to mitotic spindle pole body; protein phosphorylation; mitotic cell cycle. Gene Ontology annotation, molecular function: protein binding; ATP binding; protein kinase activity. Gene Ontology annotation, cellular component: nucleus; spindle pole; centrosome. NCBI's taxonomy places the organism in Eukaryota, Fungi, Ascomycota, Sordariomycetes, Magnaporthales, Magnaporthaceae. The record is from RefSeq and is a predicted model, not a curated record.
CGCUGCCUUCGCAUAGAGAGAGAGAGAGAGAGAGCAACGCGAGAGACAUGCAGCACAGCUGUCUUUAAUUCUUUCUUUUAUCGCUUUCGCCCAUCUGUCAGCUUGGGUCGCGUCUGCCGCAUAGCGAGCGAGCAUAUAAUUUUUCCCUUUUCACUGUUCGCUUGCUGGUACUGCCCUGGAACACGGACAACAGCCUGCUUGAACACAUCGACGCUUUCCCUCACCGCUUUGCCUAGGACCCGACAUAGCUACCCAGGCAUACAGACUUUUGCACCGCCAGAUCCCUGUCGGAUCUCUCUCGCCCGCCCACCACCACCACCACCGCGAUUGCUAUCGAGCCGGCAGUGUUUAUGGUCCGCCGAGAAUGAUGGUGGCAAAGGGCGUCGACAUGGAGGCGCUGUCCCCGCGGGACGCUAAUGCCCAGCGCCCGCAGAGGGCGAACGAUGUCAAGAACAAGGCCACGGCCCAGCUCAAGGCCAACAAGGAGAAGGAGCACCCGCCACCACCUCCGCCGCACGUCGCCGAGCCCCCGAGCGCCGAGUGCAGAGAUGGCAUGGUCUACCAGGUCGGCAAGCUGCUCGGAAAGGGCGGCUUCGCUGUUUGCUACGAGGGCCAGCCCGCCGGCACGCGCAAACGCUACGCCCUCAAGAUCGUCAAGAGUGAGAUGCCGCGUAAGAUGGAGCAGAAGUUCCAGACGGAACUGCAGAUCCACUCUAAGAUGAGGCACCAGAACAUUGUGCAGUUCCACCGCGCCUUCUCCUUCGAGAGCAGUACCUACCUCGUCCUUGAGCUGUGCCCCAACGGCUCGCUGAUGGACAUGGUUAAGCGCCGCAAGGGCGUGACCGAGGCCGAGGUGCGCUUCUACUCGGUUCAGAUCGCCGGCGCCAUCAAGUAUAUGCAUUCCAAGGGCAUCAUCCACCGCGACCUCAAGAUGGGCAACAUCUUCCUCGACAAGCAGAUGAACGCCAAGAUCGGCGACUUUGGUCUAGCCGCCCUCCUGGUUACCGGCAAGGACAUGCAGACCAUCCGCCGCACCACGCUGUGUGGAACCCCCAACUACAUCGCCCCCGAGAUUCUGGAGAAGGGUCGCAAGGGGCACGACCACAACGUGGACAUCUGGAGUCUUGGCGUCAUCGUCUUUGCCAUGCUCACGUCCAAGCCACCCUUCCAGUCCACCACCACGGACGAGAUCUACCGCCGCGCCCGCGACCGGGACUACGAGUGGCCGAGCAGGGAGACCUCGAGCAAGAUCAUUAGUCAGGAGGCUAAGAACCUUGUGGCUGACAUGCUGCAGGAAGCCGACAGGAGGCCGGACCCGGACCAGAUCAUCCAGCACCCCUUCUUCCGCUGUGGCUACAUGCCGCUUCCAGAAGACAUGAGCCCAAGGCUUCGGGAAUACCCCCCUGAGCAGGAGCGCUUCUACAACUUUCCCAGGAGCGAGAUGGAGGAGGUUGAAAACCUGCGCAACUUCAAGGAAAUGUGCAACGCCUGCGAAGUCGGGCCUUUGUGCGAAACCCGACGUGUCCACCGCCCUAUCUGGAAGGAAAUGGCGGGUGAGGAACAGGCCGGGCUGACACCCAUCAUCCCCCUGGCUGAAGGUAUUGUCUACAGGCCAUUCGAGGAGGCAGCCAAGGACGCACGAGCUAAGCAGCGGUUCUUGCCGCUGACCUCUGCCUCGUCCGUCACGGCACCUCUGGACGAGGUCAGCCCCCUGGCACGCAACCCAAUAACGGGCGCGACGGCUGCUCGCACAGCCCCUCCCCAAAGCUUUGCGGCACAGCAGAGGGCUCAGAAUAGGCCGGCAAAGACGGUCACCUCGGCCACCGCUACCGUGACCGUGCAGGAGGCUCAGGAGGCCCCCGCAAGGCAUUCGGCUGCUGCCCGCAGCAGGGCGAAGAGGGAAGCAGAGGAAGCUGCUGCUGCGACGGCGAGCCUGACGGACAGGCUCGGGCAAAUGACUCUGUCCCGAUCUCAAAGCGCCAGGUCGGUGGAGGCUCGCGAGCAUGCGGGGACCGUGAGGGCACGUACGGCAAGGACACAGCUUCCGACCAGCCGGACGGAGCCUGCGCUGCGCAGGGCGGCUAGUAACCCGACGCGUCCGCAGACGGCUGUAGCCCGGCGAGACGGCGUGGCGACGAUAUCAGGCGGAGCACUACCUGCACCACCACCACCACCACCCACCAUGACGAGCAUCUUCAGCCCCUCAGAGCCCGUCGAGUCGGUCCCGAGCAUGAAGCCCGACGUUGUUCUGGAGCGGCUCCACAAGCUCCAGGCCGAGCUCGAGAGGGCGCUGAACUCGCGAACGACGGCAUUUGUCUCGACCAAGGAGAAAGCGCCGGUCACGCCACAGAUUGUGGUCAAAUGGGUCGACUAUACCAAUAAAUUUGGUCUGGGAUACGUCCUCAGUGACGGUGGCAUAGGAUGCAUCCUCCGACAAAUGCCCGUCGACAAUGGCGAGAGGACGGAAAUAAUCCCUCCCACCUGCUUUCUUGUCCACGAAGGCGAGAACCACUUUAUCCGCCGUAGGGACCCUGCCUACCCCGACAGACUCCAGGCCGUGCCCAUGACGAGGAGCAUACCCUUUUACGAGCACAACGGGGAGCAGGGCUUCUCUACCCUGAACGUCAGCCCUGAAAGCUUCCGGGUCGAGCUCACGGGCGACGGCGAGGCGGCCAAGAUGACGUACGGCAAGAACAUCUGGGAACACCGCAGACGUGAAAGGAUUGUGCUGUGGAAGAAGUUCGCCAACUACAUGCUCACCUACAGCCGCGACUUCGAUCCGGAGCUGAUGCCGACCCGGACGGCGGACCCGGCCGAUGACGGCAAGGAUGUCGUCAUGUUCUACCAGCGGUUCGGCGAUGUGGGCUGCUGGCUCUUUGGCGACGGGCACAUGCAGUUCAACUUCCCCGACCACACCAAGAUCGUAGUGGACGCGACGGGCACGUGGUGCCACCUCUGGCACCUCACUGAGGAGGCGGCGCACCGGCUAGCCAACGAGGGCACGCUGGACGAGACGUCGCUCGACCAGCGGACGGUGCUCUCGUACCCGCUGCAGACGCUGCUCAACUUCAACGUGUCGUCGGCCAAGACGGUGCGGGCCGGUAACCCGUCGUGGCGGCGUCCCGAGAUCGCGCCCGAGCUGCGCAACAUCCCCGCGGCCAACGACUUCCGCCGCAAGAUCGAGUUCAUGCGCACCGUCGUGCGCGAGUGGAUCGGCGGCGGUGGCGUCGGCACAGGGGACCGCUCGCCCGAGGGCCGCCUGCGCUGGAGGGGCCACCGCAUGACGGAGAGGGCCCAGCCCUCGCCCGGAGCCCCGCCCGGCAUGCAGAAGCACGUCUGGGUCACCAUAGGCGCCCUCCGCGGCGACUACCGCGCCACCGCCUGGUUCGACCCAAAGAACCCCGACGACAUCAAGCCCGACCUUGACGAGGCCGCCAUUCCCCGCCAGUCGAACCGGACUGCGUGAUUCUGUUAGCUCGCGUCUGUUGAACUUGAAUCUCUCACGCCUUGAUUCUUGGUUUAUCUCCCCCUUCAUUUUAUAUACCACUUCUCGUCAUCAUACCUUACCCCUGUUGUUGUUGAUGCAGGGAGAACGAGUCACGGCAAACAACAAAAAAAAAUUGGCAUAUUCGUUGCUCUUGUAGCAAUGAAGUUUCUUGAUCUUGAUCUGUUGGUGCCCCGGGGUUUCUGCUUUUCGUUUUCAUGAUUCCGCUCCAAGUCAUGGUUCUCGGGAACCGCAAAUUCAAGCUUUUGUUUCCUCGGCGUUUGUAUGGGUUUGCUUCCGGGAGGGCAUUUUUUUCUUCUUCUUUCAGCUUACGUUUCUUGACCUUUUCCUCUUUAUUCCCCGCGGGCUGAUGGCUAUCCCGCCAAUCAUCCUCUUCACGCCUUGAUGACGGCUGGUUUUGAUUGCAUGGCGCAUCAUCGUUUUGCUUAUUCUUCUUAUCUACUUUCCCUGAUCUUUUCCACAAGGGGGGGGGCCUCAUGGGAAGCCGGCGGGGAAAGCCUGUCGUGACUAUUUGUAAUACUUUCCCUGUUUUUGUACUCGGCCUCUUUUUUUCUUCUCACUUAUCCGCUUCAAUACUCUACAAGGCAUUCAUCAACUUUUCUUCUUCUUCUCUGCUCCAUGAUCUACGGCAUUUCGGUUCUUGUGGUGCGUAAUGCGUAAUCCGUGGUGCACGGCGUGGGGGUGCGAGAUGCCAUCAUGGUGAAAAGUGUAUGUACAAUGUAGUGCGCCAUACAUAAUCAAGGAAGAAGCGACUGUCAAAAGGACGUGGACCACCCUUUCCAAAAGACGAAGCUCGCUUCCCGAGAUCAACGCAAAUGGUAUCUAUCGUUCAUAUUUCAACA